AUGGCGCGGUUUACAAACAGCUACCGCGUUGUAUUUCCUCUGGGUCAAGUAUUCUCACUGAUCGUCAAGCGUCAAGUUUAUGGGGGAAGGGAGGCUAGGAAGGGGGAGGAGUGGGCAAGGGUCCUUGAUCAUAACAGACUGAAGACGAUAGGUGAUGGAACUUUCAAGCAAUUUAUCUCUCUCGAAAGAUGUUCGUUGAGGAAUAACAACCUGACAUCCGUUCCAGAUUUGAAGCGUCUCACAUUUUCCGGAAAAGUAAACUUAGAAAAUAACCAGAUCACAGAUGUAACGAAAAUCGUAACAUCAGGAAUUCAAAUAGUUUUUGAACUAUAUCUGCGUAACAAUAAGAUCGAGUACCUACCACCAAACAUCUUUCAGAAUACUAUUGUAGUAGCAAACCUUGAUUUGUCGUUCAACAAUCUGCAGUCAUUACCAGAUAACGUAUUUGAUAAGCUCGACAAAUUAGAUAUUCUGUAA
Molecule: messenger RNA, 477 nt
Organism: Pocillopora verrucosa
Lineage: Eukaryota; Metazoa; Cnidaria; Anthozoa; Scleractinia; Pocilloporidae
Source: RefSeq, a predicted model, not a curated record